AUGCUAGGAUCUGCUCUCUCCACUCCCUCAACACGCACAGAACGUUCCACUCUAUAUUUCGACGCGCCCUCAUCGCCGCUCUCGUCCCCCGACGACUCCAGAGAUAGAGAUCCCAUAGCCAAUACAAUGAACAAUAUGAACACCCAGAACGACGGCUACGGCGGCGGCGGGAUGGUCCUCCCAACCGCGCCGGGAUCCGUGCUCCCAGCGGCGGGCAACGGCAAGCAAAGGGCGGUGUACGAGGAGGAAGACGUGCUCGGAGAAGGCGGCAAUGGAAUACACGGCUAUGGCGGUGGCGACGGCGUGAAGGACCCAUUUAGCAGCCAGCAAACUGAAGCUGAGUCGCCUGGCUGGCUCCCCGCUGUCGACAACAACUAUAAUCAUGACUACGACCAAAACAACGCGAAUUCAAACUACGCAAAUGGCGGCGGCAAUGCGCACAUGUACCGGCCAGGCGUCGGCGGGGGCCAGACGAAUAGUGGACCCGUGAACCGCUCGAACUCGGUCUCCCCAGCAAAGAGGCCGCCCGUGCCCGCGCGUCCGAAUUCCUUCAUCAUGAAUGGAAACAACCCGAACAGCAGGAUAAAUAACAUCCAGAACACGAAUAUGGCGGGCGUAGGGACUGGAAUGUACGAUGGUAGCGGUAACGGUAAUGAAGAGUUCGGGAACGGAAAUGGAAACGGUACGGGCGGUACGGUAGGACAUGCGAGAGGGAGUUCGAUUGCCGGGUCGAUGGGGCGCAACACUUUGCUCGCCCAGCCUCAUCCUCAGCAACCGAAUUCGAAUGGCACCAUACUCGAUGGAGGCGUAUAUUCUGCUGAACCAGCGCAAGACUCUGCAUACGACCCACGAACGAACGGUGUCGCCCUCGCUGACCCAGGCGUAGGUGGUGGCGACAACUCACAGCAGAGCCUCCACGCGCGCGAACAGUCUGCGGACGCUGCGUUGACUCCAAAGCAGCAGUCGCAGAUCGCUAAGGUACAAAGCAAGUCCAGUCUCCACUCCUUCGCUUGA
Molecule: messenger RNA, 1014 nt
Organism: Pleurotus ostreatus (oyster mushroom)
Lineage: Eukaryota; Fungi; Basidiomycota; Agaricomycetes; Agaricales; Pleurotaceae
Exons: 1
Coding region: 1-1014 (337 amino acids)
Source: RefSeq, a predicted model, not a curated record